UCAUUUUCCACGGUCUAAAAUCAGUUAGUAAAAGGAGCCGAAAAACUCUUUCACAAAAGGUCCUGUAACUUUUACUACUCUCAACAAUCAUGGCCGCUUCAUUGGCGAAUCCCAUCUCCACAACUCCUCUCCGUUUCCAUUUCAAUCCAAAGACCAACAUUUCCUUCUCCGAUUGCAUCUCGAUUUCUUCUGGAUUCCGACAUUCCCCACCGUCUUCCCUCGGUUUGGUCGCAAAACCACCGACCAACACUCGCUUAUCCCAUCUCGUCAGAGCCCAGAGCUCUCACGAUUAUAUUCCAGACUCGAAGUUUUACAAGGUUGAAGCAAUUGUCAGGCCAUGGAGGAUCCAGCAUGUUUCAUCGGCUUUAUUGAAAAUCGGGAUUAGAGGUGUUACUGUUUCUGAUGUCCGAGGGUUUGGUGCACAAGGUGGAUCCAAGGAGAGACAUGGUGGGUCUGAGUUCUCUGAAGACAAAUUCGUUGCUAAAGUUAAGAUGGAGAUCGUUGUUAAGAAAGAACAAGUGGAGUCUGUAAUCAACACCAUAAUAGAUGGAGCAAGGACAGGAGAGAUCGGUGAUGGCAAAAUAUUCGUUUUGCCUGUGUCAGAUGUCAUAAGGGUUCGGACAGGUGAGCGUGGAGAAGAAGCAGAGAAGAUGACUGGUGACAUGCUUUCGUCAUCUUAGGAACAAAACAGAGCUCAAAGAAUGGCUCUCUGGUAAUAAUAAAAUGAAUGGAGUCUUUAGUUUCCUUUUUGUUUGUUGUUGAGUUGAUCAAGAUGUGUGUUUAAACUGUACAUGAAUGAUGCAGAAACAUCUGUCUUGGUUCUUAGACAUCGAAACUCUCUUUUCCUAAUAAAAGCAUGUAGUCCUUGCCUU
Messenger RNA from Raphanus sativus (radish), 872 nucleotides. RefSeq names its product nitrogen regulatory protein P-II homolog. Gene Ontology annotation, molecular function: enzyme regulator activity; ATP binding. Bases 90 to 680 code for a protein of 196 amino acids. The record is from RefSeq and is a predicted model, not a curated record. Lineage: Eukaryota; Viridiplantae; Streptophyta; Magnoliopsida; Brassicales; Brassicaceae. The transcript is spliced from 7 exons. Gene Ontology annotation, cellular component: chloroplast thylakoid; cytosol. Gene Ontology annotation, biological process: regulation of nitrogen utilization.